AUGACCCCAGGCGUCCCGGCUCUUUUCUUCCUGACGUUACUUAUAGCGCAUGUAACAGGCCUUUUUGCCCUUCCAGGUCAAAACAGUGUCACCUCAUCUCAGGACACCAACAGUUCCUCAACCUUGACUACCACUGCAGUCCACGGUGGUGUCUCUGUCCCGGCCACCAGCUCCGCAGUGGACUCAGUCACCACCCCAGUCCACGGUGGUGCCUCUACCCUGGCCACCAGCUCCACAGUGGACUCGGUCACCACCCCAGGUCACAGUGGUGCCUCUGUCCCGGCCACCAGCUCUACGGUGGACUCGGUCACCACCCCAGGUCACAGUGGUGCCUCUGUCCCGGCCACCAGCUCCACAGUGGACUCGGUCACCACCCCAGGUCACAGAGGUGCCUCUGUCCCGGCCACCAGCUCUACGGUGGACUCGGUCACCACCCCAGGUCACAGUAGUGCCUCUGUCCCGGCCACCAGCUCCACAGUGGACUCGGUCACCACCCCAGGUCACAGUGGUGCCUCUGUCCCGGCCAUCAGCUCUACGGUGGACUUGGCCAGCACUCCAGUCCACAGUGGUACCUCUGCUCCAGCCACUAAUUCUACAAUGAACUCGGCUACCACUCCAGUCCACACCGGUUCCUCCAUCCAUACCACCAUGGCUAUAUCAGGCUCAGCCAACACUCCAAUCCACAAUGGCUCUUCGGUUCCAACUACCAGCUCUGCAUUGGGCUCAGCCACCAGCCCAGCCCACAAUAGUGCCUCAUCUAUGACUAAUAGUUCCGAAUCAAACUUGGUCACCACUCCAGUGUACAGUGGCACCUCAGUCUCUACUACCAAGGCUACUUUAGGCUCUGCCAUCACCCCAGUCCACAAUGGCUCCUUGGUGCCAACUACCAGCUCAGCUACCACUCCAAUCCAAAAUAACAGUUCUACAAUGGCUACUACAACUCCAGCUGGCAAUGGUACUCAAUCUCCAGCCCCAAGCCAGCACCCUGUUACUCCCAUCACCCUGGCCGUCUCUGGCAACAGCACCGUCCCCCUUAGCACAGUACUUUCCCUGGCCUUCUCCAGGAAUACUUCACCCCAAGUGUCGCUUGAGGUGUCUGUCUUCUUAUUGUCCUUCCACGUUUGGAACCAGCAGUUUAACUCCUCCCUGGAAGACCCCAGCUCCAACUACUACAAAGAACUGAAGCGGAACGUUUCUGAACUGUUUCUGCAGAUUUUUAAUGAAGAUUUUCUGGGGAUCUCUACUAUCAAGUUCAGGUCAGGCUCGGUGGUAGUGGAGUCGACUCUGAUUUUCCGGGAGGGUGCUGCCAGUGCCUCUGAGGUGAAGUCGCAGCUUUCACAGCACGCAAAGGAGGCAGAAGACUAUAAUUUGGCUAUCUCCAAAGUCACUGUGGAUGAGAUGCAGUUCCCUUCCUCUGCCCAAUCCUGGCCUGGCGUGCCAGGCUGGGGUGUUGCCCUGCUGGUGCUGGUCUGUGUUUUGGUUGCUUUGGCCAUCAUCUAUUUCCUUGCACUGGCAGUGUGUCAGUGCCGCCGAAAGAACUAUGGGCAGCUGGACAUCUUUCCAACCCAGGACACCUAUCAUCCUAUGAGUGAAUAUCCCACCUACCAUACUCAUGGACGCUAUGUGCCCCCUGGCAGUACCAAACGUAGCCCCUAUGAGGAGGUUUCUGCAGGUAACGGCGGUGGCAGCCUGUCGUACACCAACCCAGCAGUGGCAACCACUUCUGCCAACUUGUAG
Molecule: messenger RNA, 1737 nt
Organism: Arvicola amphibius (Eurasian water vole)
Lineage: Eukaryota; Metazoa; Chordata; Mammalia; Rodentia; Cricetidae
Gene: Muc1
Product: mucin 1, cell surface associated
Exons: 7
Coding region: 1-1737 (578 amino acids)
Cellular component (GO): apical plasma membrane
Source: RefSeq, a predicted model, not a curated record